Messenger RNA from Schistosoma rodhaini, 5739 nucleotides. The record is from the annotation of a GenBank genome assembly. NCBI's taxonomy places the organism in Eukaryota, Metazoa, Platyhelminthes, Trematoda, Strigeidida, Schistosomatidae.
GUUGUACUGAUCUGGACUUUGCGUAACUUAGCUCGAGUUUAAAUGGAUUUGAGGGGUUCUCCUAAUCCUUUGGGUCUUAUGCACCGAUAAAAUAUGGCGGAUUAUGAUGGUGGCAUUCUAGCUGUUGGGAUAAAUGUAGAUAUACAGAGGACAGAUGGUCGUGUACAUUCGGCUAUUGUUAGUGGUAUUAAUCCCAACACGAAAAGUGUGACAGUAGAAUGGUAUGAAAAAGGAGAAGCCAAAGGAAAGGAGAUAGAAUUGGAAGCAAUACUUCAAUUGAACCCGAAUUUAAGAUAUUCAUGUCCCAUCACUGAUAAUGUUUGUGUGACUGUUGAUGUCAGUCGAAACAAUUUAGUUAAAGAAGUUCCGAAUUCCUCACACCGUCCGGGAGUCAAUCUACCUAGUGAUAUACGGCAGCCUCAAAAUUCUGUUCCCGUGGUGGCUUCUGCCGCUGUUCUCGCUCCAUCCAGUAACAAAGUUAACGCCACUCAAAUAGACUACUCAUCUAGUAAUCAAUCUCGUUUGAUUGCUCCAUCAACACGUGUUCCUGUCCCAUCGUCUCGUUUGCCUACUGGCCAUGUUCCCACUCGCUCUACAACAAUAUCAGCCUAUGAUGACCGUACAAAUAGCUCUUCUCGGCUUCAAGCUUCUCUCCCGGUACAUAAUUCUGUGGAUAUUAGUCACACUCACAAUGAAGGAUCCCGUUAUAAUGUACAUCAGCAUCGUACAAUUUCUGAUGAGCCAAUGGAUGAAGAUUUGGAACCAUCUGAAUCUGUUCAACUGGACCACAAUGAUUAUAAUCACGUGUCACGGGAACCUGAAAAUAAUACUUUACUCACUGAACGGAUGGAACAGGAUAUCGGUGAUGUAACUGAAGAUAACCUUCAAUCAGGAAUAAUCAAUGGGAACCGUGGCUAUGCAGGUGAUGUUUCUCGCCGUCUGAUAGGUCGCGCAAAUUCUAAUUUAGGCGCACCUACUGUAAAUAGUACAUUGUCUGCACUGAAUACAAGUUCGGCUACUACUGCUCCUGGUAUUAACGCUGGUGCCGCUGGUGGCAGUGGAACUCUACGCAAGUCUAAUUGUGUGAAAGAAAUCGAGCGAAUACAACAGCGACGUGAAGAACGACGUGCUGCCCAGAAAGCAGUUCGUGAUCAAAUUGAUUUAGACCCAACCAAUCCAAGUUAUGAGUUUCAUAUGAUGAUCCAUGAAUAUAGAAAUACAUUGGAAUACAGACCUUUAACCAAUACAGAUUUAAUAGAAGAUCAUCAAAUAUGCGUUUGUGUACGUAAACGUCCUAUGAACAAAAAAGAACUUGGUCGUCGUGAAAUCGAUGUGAUCACAGUCCCGAAUAAACAACAUGUACUUGUCCAUGAACCAAAAACUAAAGUUGAUCUAACGAAAUAUCUUGAAAAUCAACAAUUCCGUUUUGAUUAUGCAUUUGAUGAUACAUCGGAUAAUGAACUUGUAUAUCGGUAUACUGCGAAACCCUUAGUGGAAUGUAUAUUUCAGCGUGGUAUGGCCACAUGCUUUGCUUAUGGCCAAACAGGAUCUGGAAAAACACAUACAAUGGGUGGUGAAUUCCAUGCUCGUGGCCAACAAAAUUGCUCUAAUGGAAUUUAUGCCUUAGCAGCUGCUGAUGUCUUCGAUUUGAAUACAACUACGUAUAGGAAUGAGAAUCUUAGAAUUGUUGCAACAUUUUUUGAAAUAUACAGCGGGAAAGUUUUUGAUUUGUUAAAUAAGAAAGCCAAACUUCGAGUACUGGAAGAUGCUAAAGGUCAAGUACAAAUAGUUGGAUUACGUGAAGAAGAAGUGAAUUCAGUUGAUUGUGUUUUAAAACUUCUACAACAUGGUGCACAUAUUCGAACUAGUGGUCAAACAUCAGCUAAUCAACAUUCUAGUCGUUCCCAUGCUGUCUUUCAAUUGAUUUUAAAAAAACAAUCUACGGGAAAAAUUCAUGGUAAAUUUUCACUUAUCGAUUUGGCGGGUAAUGAACGUGGUGUGGAUACAAGUAGUUCUGAUCGACAUACUCGAAUGGAAGGUGCUGAAAUUAACAAAAGUCUUUUAGCUUUAAAGGAAUGCAUUCGUGCUCUUGGUCGGCGUGGUGCACAUCUACCUUUUCGUGCAAGUAAAUUAACUCAAGUACUACGUGAUUCAUUUAUUGGAGAUCGUUCUCGAACGUGUAUGAUUGCUAUGAUAUCACCUGGUAUGUCCAGUUGUGAACAUACAUUAAAUACACUACGUUACGCUGAUCGGGUGAAAGAACUUGGACCAGGAACUUUGUCAGCAAGUAACAGUAAUACUGAUCUACCGGCAAAUGGUAAUACUAAUCAACCACAGUUAUCAUCUCGUAGUUCAAAUUGUACUGUUGCUGGAAGCACAAUGACUCCACAAAUCAACUUUCGGAAUCCUCCAAAUACUAAUAUAGGAACAAGCGGAAAUAUCUUGUCGAAAAAUUAUUACCUUUCAUCUAAUAAUAAUGAUUUUAGUAAUAUCAACUGGCAGAAUGAUACAUUGACAAACAAUCAUGUCAAUUCAAUUGCUGGCGGUGACGGUGAUUUAGCUAUGCUUCGAUCAGCUAAUGUGUUGUUUGUACUUCAUUUUGCUCUCUUCAAUAGGAAGGUGAAGUACCUGAAGAAGUUCUUCAUUUUCAUGAAGUUAUUGAUCAGAUUGAACGCAUGGAAGAAGAAAUUUGUGAUGAUCACAAAGCUGUUUGUCAUUCCAUGAGCGAUUGGACUAAGGAGCAUUAUUCUUUAUACAAGAUAUCAAAUCAAGUAGAAUUCGAUGUUGAAGAAUACAGUGCUCGUUUAGAAUAUCUACUUGGUAAACAAAUUAAAGUUUUAUCCUCUUUAAAAGGCAAGUUAAUAUAUUGUUAAUCAUCGAUUCGUUAUUAUCCUUAAUUUUAUUACUGUCAUUUUCACUUCACCUGGGUGGUUUUAUUUGAUGCUUUAUUGUAUUUGAAGUUGACGUUAAUGAUGUCUAAAACGUUGAUGAAUGCUUCUGAUAUAACUGUUGAAUGAAGAUAAAUUCUGUUUACCUCAAUAAUAGAGCUUAUGAUUGAGAUUCUACUAUCCGUGGACUAGAUACUUCGAAAAGGCUAGGCUCUUGAUCAAUUAGAUGCGCGAUUUGCAAUCAAAUAUAGAGAAUCAAAGUAUAAACGAGACAAUACUUUACUCAGCACAGUUACAAGCAGUUUACACUCAGUGAGUUAGUUCCGAAUUGAAAUUAAUAAGAAGAAAGAAAAUCACAGAUUAACUAGUCAACUAGCUGUGUCUAUCUGUUCAAGUUUAUUGGGCAGUUACAUCUUAUUUUCAUUAGUCACCCUUCCGUAUCACAACUACACAAUCCAGUUCAAAAAAUAUAACAACAUUUACUCAUCGGAAAUCAGUUUGUCGUCUAUGUUGCUUGAUAUCACUGUAAAAUAAGAAGGCCGUAUCUAAUUCGUUAUGAUUUUAUGUCCGGCUUUUGAUCACGUGACUUGUCCACCAAUCGGAAUACGACUUGUCUGAUUAUAACACUGUCAAAUCAAUGACGUUCGACCGAAAAGAGCAGUCUAUUGUCCUUAUUGGUCCUUCAUCCGCCUAACCCUUCCAGUUGAGUGCAGAACACCAAUAACAGUUUUUGCUACGCGAAUCAUUUAUUUCAAAAAUACUUGGUUUAUAUAUCAGACAAAUAGACCUUAUCGCACCAUGAAAUAGAAAAUAAUAUUCGUACAAGAUCAAGCCAAAUGUGACUGUGAACGGUGGGAUACAAUAACCAAUAAACUGAAUAUAAUUUAGGGAAAGUAACUCAUGUAAUAUUAAUUCAUAGGUCAAAAGGAAGCUUACAAUGAGAUGAAUAUGUAUAUCACAAUCUUGUCGACUGUCUGAAAACUAAAUUACACAUCUUAUCAAAUUUGAAUAAAAUUUGAUAAUUUCAUCACUCACUAGUUCUGAUGUAGUAUUUUCUCCCUCAAGUGAAACAAAAACUUUCAACCGUUAUAAUAUACAUUUUUUUCAUUUAGUGGAUUUAUAUGGUUCUGAUCUAACAAUUGCCAUCGUACGAUCGAGAGCGAGAAGGGUCCGCUCUCUUUCUCAAAAUGCUCUCAUGUGACCACGCGUAUAUAGCCUUUGCCAGGGAAGUCCUAUUCAAUGCCUUCUCGUAGCGGGGGUGUUUACGAAAUUGAGAGGACGAAAGGUGAAUGUCCAGCGCUUUAAUCGGGUUGGUGAAAACGGAAAGUUCACCUACGGGAGUUGGAAAACCCUGAUUCCAAACCAAUGGUGCACAUAGGCUCCAGGAUCCAGAACGAACAAAUGACGUAUGAACCAAUCGUUAGUCACUGACCUUUAGAUAAAAGGCUCCGGGUGAGGUCCCCUAAGGAAACCACCUACUUCAGUUCAGGCACCUGGACAGUAUCACAGCCCUGACACAAAUCAAAUGAAAUUUGUGAGGCGCAUAUAUAUCUGGUGCCUCUUUUUACCAACAUUUAAGUGUUCAAAUAAAUAAGUAAAUAUCUCAAACCAGAAUAUGAUAACUAUUAGUCAAUAAUAUGUCUUUAUAUACAACUGGUGUUAUAUGUGAAAUUAAAGUAUCAGAUAUGGUUGAUGACAUUGUUUUGAGGAGACAAAAAAGCAAUUCAAUAACUGGAAAUUAUCAUAUAAUCUCUGUUUAUCAUUAUUGUUCAUUCUUGAUUAUCUUAUCAGAAAAUUGUUUUGUUUGUUUGUUUUUCCUAUUUUCACAGAUAAAGUGACAUUAUGGCGCCGUGAUCUACGACAAGAAGAAGAAUUAAGCACUAACUUACAACGAAAUCAUAAAUUAUAGUUUCUAACUCAUUUAGUUGAAACAAAUCAAUAACAUAAAUAAUAUGAAAUGUUUAACAAUUUCCAUUCAAUCAAUCAUGUUCCAAAUGUAUCCGACUGUCCGUUCACCAAUUCCACAACCUGAUGAAGGUAAUCUAGUCAACCACAUUUUUGUUGAUUAGAUUUUUUGUCAAAGAUUUACUGUGAUACGAUAAAUAGGAUUGUGAAAUGCUUCCUUUUUACAGUUUGUAUGUGGUUAUAAGCAUAUCAAACAUUGAGAAGACUUUUCGUGUUUUAAAAACACUUCUGUUGUGUUACACUGUUGUUGCACCAUGUCGAACACACACGGUUGCUGGUAAUUUGUAUGCCUGUAAAACACUGAAAACAUUUGCGAAUUAUUGUCUUAUAUGUAUCAUCAAUCUUUGUUCUCUCUGUAUUUUCACAGUUCUCAUUGUUCUAUUUUUAUUUUUUUACUUACACCAAUACCAAAUAAAUAAAUAACUCUUCAUGCCUUCUCUCUUUACAUGUUAUCAUUUUUAAAAGUAUAAACGUUACAAUAUCCGAAUUGCAUAUUCCAUCACCGUUUGUGAUUCUGUUAUUAAGUCUAACAUCACAUUUCAGGUGACUGAAUGCUCUUUUUUUCUAAGAUACUAUUUACUUUCCCCCCAUCUUUAAUGUAACAAUAAUCUAUUUGUGCACUGAAUUACUGUUGAUUCAUUUCUCACACAAAAUGAAAUGUAUGUACCUAUUAAAUUGCAAUGCAUUGAUUUCUGUUUUUAGUUGCUUCUUUGUUCAUUGACUAUUUUGCAUGCUAAAAGACAAUGGCAUAACUUCACAAUGUUGACGGUACCACCACAUGCUUUAAGGAUAGAAAGGUCGGUAGUUUUUAAAAACAAUUUUCUGUUCAUUUUUUCAUUCACUAUUCUAAUAAAUACAUUCUUAGGAUCGAAAAUAGCACUUAAUC